Hemicordylus capensis (graceful crag lizard) is the source of this 8446-nucleotide messenger RNA. It is a transcript of the gene CACHD1, whose product is annotated as cache domain containing 1. The transcript is spliced from 28 exons. Gene Ontology annotation, molecular function: voltage-gated calcium channel activity. Lineage: Eukaryota; Metazoa; Chordata; Lepidosauria; Squamata; Cordylidae. The record is from RefSeq and is a predicted model, not a curated record. Bases 4468 to 7890 code for a protein of 1140 amino acids. Gene Ontology annotation, cellular component: voltage-gated calcium channel complex.
AAUUCAGCAUGUGGCAAUAGAUACAAAGUGUUGGUUCACCAGCUAUCACAGGCUGAAGCAGCUGGAACUUAUUUGGGCUCAACAGUUCCUUCAAAUUCAUUAUGGGCUAGGCUGCCAUAUACUGAAGCAGUCGUGCAGAUAGAUAUGGCUGUCUUUAACAUAUUGUACAUGAAAAUGUGUGGCUUCCUCUCAGGGGCGUAGCUAGGGGAGAGGGGGGUCGUGUUCAUCUGUCUCUCUGGCAGCCCCCCAGAGUGAGGGAGAUAAUGAAGAGAAUAGGGAGGGAUGAAGCUGCAGGGCCCUUAGGAGCUGGGGGCCCAUGUUCUUUGAACCCUUUUGCUCAAUUAUAGAUACUCCCCUGCUUCCUCUUAUCAUGUAAUUUUCGUCUGGGCUCUGCUCAGAAUAUUAGGGUGCAUUAGUAAUUUAUAGUCUGUCCUUUUUCAUUUACAUUUUAAACUGUUUUUGUGCUGAAUGUUUAUACCUGUCUAGUCUGUCUUGUACAGUGAAAGCAUUUGGACUCUGCACCAUUGCAUUUUUGGACUAUGAUUGGGUGUGGGUUUUCCUUCUGCUUCUUGUGUCAUUCUGAUCUUAAUGUCCACUGAGAAUACUAGAAUCCUACUGGAGAAUUAUUACUACUUUGUUGUGGAUCAUAAUAAAUAAAUUGCCCCCUCUUCUACUCCCAACCUUGCGAUUUAAAAAAAAUUGUGUACAGAGAUUUAUUUCUACCAUCUGCUUUAUAUUUUGAGGUUGUAUAACAUCAACUUUAGUUUUCUGAAAGGUUUCCAUGCUCAUUGUCAGGAGUAUAAUGUUAGUUAAAUUACAUAGACUAAAUGCUGAAUCGUUUUAACAUGUGGAACUAAUUUUCUUGCAUUCCCCCUUCCUUCUUUGGCUUUUAAAAAGUACCUUGAUGACAUUUUUGGUAAAUUUCCAGCUCUUCUUUGCUGCGGGUAAAUAUGGAUUUCUAAGGGGUUAUGUCUAGAAAUACAGUGCCCCUGUUGGGGCUUCACUCCAGGUUUUUAUGGCCUCAGUCUAGAAGUUUUUUAAUAUGAGCAUUGCAUUGAGUAAGUACACUGUCUCAUUGACUUAUAAAUAAAAUGUUAAAAAAGAAAAGCACUUUUGCCUACAGUGGGCUGUACCAGAAAUGAAACUUGGUAGAAAAAGGUUUUAUCCUUUGCAUAAACAAUUGUGGUUCUAGUAAUUUGAUCUUUUCCCCGUGAUUUUGAUAAAUUUUGAAAGAUUUGAGUCACUGAUAAAUGGGAGGAAAGAAUAGAGGCAAUAAAGGCAUUAGGAAUCAGAAAACCCCUCCCCUAAACCUCUGUCCCAGUAAAAAAAAACCUUUUUGAAGUGUCUCAGAAAAGCAAUUCCUUUUCAAUCUGUUUGAAAACUAAAUAAAUGAAGAUAAUGGAAUUUUUUUGAGAUACUAACUAGAUUAUUUCUUAAGCACUACUGCUUUGUAGCAAGUGCAGAGUGUCAUCUUUACUGCUUCCUCCCCCAUUCCUAGCUGGAUCCUUAUCUGCGGCCUUCAGAUUAAGAUAAGGUUCCAUAGCAAGGUGGUCUUUUCCAUCAAAGAAGGAAGAAAAGAAAAAGAGGUGAAUGAAGCCAGCCUUGUAAUAAAGUUACUUGUAAUAAAAGUAAUUCCAAAAAAAGUUACUUACCUGUUUAUGGGGAAUUAUUGCAAAUAUUGGGUAAAAUCUGUGGUGGGUUCAUGAGCAGAGGGAAGAAAUAAAUAAGGAGAAUGACCCUUUCUAAACUACCAAAGAGUUUCAGGGCAUUUACCAUUGUUGGCAACAGUAAAGUUUUUUCUUUAACCGAUUUAAUCCAUUCCUUUGCAACAGCAGCUUUAACAGUAUGAAACACCGGUAAUGUUGCCACAGCUGGCUCCUGCCAAUUUCCAAUUUCCGUUCUCUAGAAUGCAGUAAGAAAUGAUGCUAUGACAUGUAACAUCAUUUCCUGGUGCAUUCUAGAGGGGAAAAUGUCAAUUGAUAGUAGCCAGACACUAAGAACAUUGACUGACAUCCUGACUAAAUUUACUCAAGGAAGUCCCAUUGAAAUUAAAAAGACGUUAGGAAUACCAAAUUUAGUCAGGAUGUUGGCCAGUAUCAGCAUUUCAAGUGCUGCUAAAGCCACUGCUACCUACAUAGACACAACAUUUUAAAAGUUGUGUCACUCACCCUGGAUAUAAUUCCUGGUUGCCUGUGGCAUCCAGGUGAGUACUUAACUACAGGACUGAAGGAAGCACAUAUGAGAACAGAAUAGUUUUGACUUAUUCCUAAAGGUGCCACCUAAGGAAAGGCCCUAUCUCUAGUUGCCACUUCACCUAACCUCUUGAGUUAGCAGCACGUGGAGAAGGGCCUCAGAUUAAUCCCUGAGUGCCUGGCGAGUUAAAAAUGAUUGGGCCUGUAUGGUCAUUCAUAUUUAUUCUCUCUCUCUCUCUCUCUCUCUCUCUCGUUACAAUUGGAAAAGGUGUGCAUUGUCAUGCUGUGGAGGGGUGUUUCUGUUGCGGUGUGCAUUGUCAUGCUGUGGAGGGGUGUUUCUGUUGCAGGGCAAGAGAACAAAUUAAAAUUAUAAAACAGGACUCAUUGAAGAGUUAAAUACAAUACACCCACCCUCACUCUGAACCAAUGCAAAGCCAUGGUGGUUGCUCUCAAGUUGAUAUCCCAACAAUAUGUUGGAAUAUCUGAUCAUGGAUCCUCCUGCCUUACUUGUAGUUUUGUCACAAGGCUGGUGCUUGGGCUAGGUUAGGAACUGUUGGUUUCUCUCUUCUGCCCAUUUACUUGUGACACUGGCAACCUAGAAUCAGUACAGGUGUAUGAAACAUCAUGCUCCCAAGCAAAAGUUCAUCAGUUGUAUUGCUAGAUUGGUUCACACACUGAGAAUGUUUUCCACUCAUGUCUUCUACCACAUGCAGAAUUGACAGGUGACUCAGGUAUAUGCCUGUACUUCCCACAUGCUACAAAUUCUAACAGUGGGAGGAUCACUGUAAUUAGUGGGGUAUUGUGCGUCUGUGUGUGCCAGUUGUUCUUUUUAAAAACUUUAUUCAUUUAUAUAAAAUAUAUAUCCCUUUCUUUUCUCUUCAACGUAGAGAUGCUAAAGGAAGCUCCACAGACUCUUAGGAAUGGUGUUUUAGUGAUAUUGGGACUGCAGAGGAGGAAGGAAUGAGAAAAACACCUUGUGCUCACACUCCUGCGCUAGUGUUGCUGUGGAUACUAGCCAUUAAGUCCUCUGUAUGAACAGCCCUUGUUUUAGUUCUGUUGUUUUCUUACAUUUACCCUAUUUUUGGUGUGCUCCCGUUUUUGGUCUUCACAAUUUCUUUAGCUUCAUUGUUGGAAUACAAAUUUUGAAAGACAGCAGUGUUUAAGUUUCUAAAUUUAACAUGAUAGGCAAAAUGUUGAUAAAAGAUUUAUUGUUAAAAUAUCACAAAAGUGCAUGUUUACUUAAAAAUGUAAGCUACAUAGACAAAUGGAAGAUUAUCAGUAUUCUGACUGCUCUAAUUCAUGACUAUUCAUAUUUUAAAACCUUCCUACACUGCAUGUGUGAAAGUUUAGGUGAGGGGCCAGCUUCACAUUAAGGGGAGAAACCUCAUUUUAUUGAGGGACUAUUUCCUCAUUCUUUUUGAUGUGCAGAAAUGUAGCAAUUUGUGAGUAGAAAAGAAAAUACAGUAUUUUGCAUCUAAAUAGCACCAUUUAAUGUAUUUUCUUCUUAUGUUAAAUUAUCUCUUCAUCUAAAUGGAGAGUAGAUAAUCUAUGGAUCAGAGGUUUUUAUAAAAAUGUAGAAAGCGGGGAAGUUUCAGUGUUGGGCUUUCCAGAAUACUUGUGUUUUGUCUCUUUAAUCACUUUAGGCUCACAGGGACUUGUAAACUCAGAAGAUUUACUGCAGUCCUCUCCAGGGGUGGCCUUAGAAUUAAGAGUUCAAAUUUCUGAAAUUCCUGAAGUCCCCAAGAGGGAAAGGAAUAAGGGAAAGUGACAGUCAUAAGAUCAGUGGAACAAAAUUCUGACUGUGCACUUUAGCACAGAUCUGUUUGCUGUCUAGAUCAAUUCAUGUGGAUGGCCAAGGAUGUAAACAAAGUGGCUGCAGAUUAUCAAAAUUCCAUGUUUCCCAGGAAGUGCACCUGGAGGAAAGAUGAGUUGGUCUCAAAAAAAAAAAAGAAAGAAAGAAAGAAAGAAAGAAAGAAAGAAAGAAAGAAAGAAGAAGAAGAAGAAGAAGAAGAAAAGAGGAAGUAUCAAAGAUAUUUCCUCUCCUUUGGAAACCUUCAAUCACUAUAUCUAGCGGAUAUUCAACUCCUUUGUAUAUACAGAAAAAAUAUCAAAUGGAGAAAGUGAAGUUCAACAGCUAGCCAAAAAAAUCCGUGAAAAAUUCAACCGUUAUUUGGAUGUGGUAAAUCGAAAUAAGCAUGUAGUGGAAGCAUCAUACACUGCUCAUUUGACGUCACCCCUGACUGCUAUUCAAGACUGCUGCACCAUUCCACCAUCCAUGAUGGAGUUUGAUGGAAAUUUUAACACAAAUGUGUCUAGGACUAUUAGCUGUGAUAGACUGUCUACCACUGUGAACAGCAGAGCAUUCAAUCCUGGACGUGAUUUAAACUCUGUUCUUGCUGACAAUCUGAAAUCCAACCCAGGAAUUAAAUGGCAAUAUUUUAGUUCAGAGGAAGGUAUUUUUACUGUGUUUCCAGCUCACAAAUUCCGAUGUAAAGGCAGUUACGAACAUCGCAGCAGGCCCGUCUACGUCUCUACAGUUAGACCUCAGUCUAAGCAUAUAGUUGUCAUUGUUGACCAUGGAGCUUCAGUUACAGAGACACAACUCCAGAUUGCCAAGGAUGCAGCUCAAGUUAUUCUGAACUCAAUAGAUGAGCAUGACAAAAUCUCUGUGUUAACUGUGGCAGACACAGUAAGAACCUGCUCCUUGGAUCAGUGCUAUAAGACGUUUCUGUCUCCUGCCACCAGUGAGACAAAAAGGAAGAUGUCCACCUUCGUUAGCAAUAUUAAGUCAUCUGACAGCCCUACCCAGCAUGCGGCAGGAUUUCAAAAAGCAUUUCAGUUGAUACGAAAUACAAACAAUAGCACAAAACUCCAUGCAAAUACAGAUAUGGUCAUUAUUUAUUUGUCAGCUGGAAUAACAUCAAGGGAUUCAUCAGAAGAUGGUAAAAAGACAACGCUUCGGGUCAUUAAUGAAGAAAAUAGUUUUCUUAACAACUCGGUAAUGAUCCUCACAUAUGCUCUCAUCAAUGAGGGAGUGACAGGUUUAAAAGAAUUGGCCUUUCUCCGAGAUCUUGCAGAACAAAAUUCGGCAAAGUAUGGAGUGCCUGACCGAACUGCUCUGCCUGUGAUAAAGGGGAGCAUGAUGGUCUUGAACCAGCUGAGCAACUUAGAAACCACAGUGGGUCGGUUUUAUACAAAUCUUCCAAAUCACAUGAUUGAUGAAGCAGUCUUCAGUUUGCCUUUCUCCGAUGAAAUGGGAGAUGGUCUGAUAAUGACUGUAAGCAAACCUUGUUAUUUUGGAAAUUUACUACUAGGAAUUGUUGGAGUUGAUGUUAACCUGGCAUAUAUUUUGGAGGAUGUCACUUAUUAUCAAGAUUCUUUGGCUUCUUAUACAUUUCUGAUAGAUAAUAAAGGAUAUACACUUAUGCACCCCUCCCUUACCAGACCCUAUUUGCUUUCGGAACCACCACUUCAUACAGAUAUCAUACAUUAUGAAAAUAUCCCAAAAUUUGAAUUGGUUCGACAGAACAUUCUCAGCCUCCCUCUAGGCAGUCAGCUUAUUACAGUUCCAGUGAACUCCUCCCUAUCUUGGCAUGUAAACAAACUGCGUGAAAUUGGGAAAGAUGCCUACAACGUGAGUUAUGCCUGGAAAAUGGUUCAAGAUACAUCAUUCAUUUUGUGUAUUGUUGUGAUACAGCCAGAAAUACCUGUAAGACAGCUUAAAAACCUAAACACAGUACCCAGUAGCAAGCUACUAUAUCAUCGACUGGAUCUCUUGGGUCAGCCCAAUGCUUGUCUACAUUUCAAACAACUGGCAACCCUAGAAAGCCCUACAGUAAUGCUGUCUGCAGGUAGUUUCUCUUCUCCUUAUGAACAUCUGAGCCAACCUGAGACCAAGAGGAUGGUGGAGCACUACACAGCAUACCUUAGUGAUAACACACGCCUCAUUGCCAAUCCUGGGCUGAAAUUCUCUGUCAGAAAUGAAGUAAUGGCUACCAGUCACGUCACAGAUGAAUGGAUGACACAAAUGGAAAUGAGUAGCUUGAACAGUUACAUUGUCCGCCGUUACAUAGCAACGCCCAAUGGGGUGCUUAGAAUUUAUCCUGGUUCCCUCAUGGACAAAGCAUUUGAUCCCACUAGGAGACAAUGGUAUCUCCAUGCAGUGGCAAAUCCCGGAUUAAUUACUUUUACUGGGCCCUACUUAGAUGUUGGAGGAGCUGGCUAUGUGGUUACCAUAAGUCACACCGUUCAUUCUUCAAGUUCACAAAUGUCUUCAGGCCAUUCUGUUGCUGUGAUGGGCAUUGACUUUACUCUGAGGUAUUUCUACAAGGUACUAAUGGACCUACUACCAGUUUGUAACCAGGAUCGAGGCAAUAAAAUAAGAUGCUUUAUUAUGGAGGACAGAGGAUAUCUUGUGGCACACCCAACCCUUAUUGAUCCCAAAGGCCAUGCUCCAGUCGAACAACAACAUAUUACACACAAGGAACCUCUGGUUGCAAACGAUAUUCUGAACCACCCAAACUUUGUGAAGAAAAACCUUUGUAACAGUUUCAGUGACAGAACAGUCCAGAGGUUUUAUAAAUUUAAUACCAGUCUGAUGGGUGAUCUGACAAAUCUUGUGCAUGGCAGCCACUGUUCUAAAUACAAGCUGACAAGAAUACCUGGAACCAAUGCCUUUGUUGGAAUAGUGAAUGAAACCUGUGACUCGCUUGCCUUCUGUGCCUGUAGUAUGGUAGAUAGGCUCUGUCUUAACUGUCACAGAAUGGAGCAGAAUGAAUGUGAAUGUCCUUGUGAGUGCCCUCUGGAGGUUAAUGAAUGUACUGGCAACCUUACCAAUGCAGAAAGCAGGAAUCCUAGUUGCGAAGUCCACCAGGAGCCAAUGACAUUCACUGGAGUCGAUCCCAGUCUACAAGAUGCUCUUCCGCAGUGUAUUGAUACUCGGUGUAACCAGAGGAUGGAGAGCGGGGAUUGUUUUGGUGUCUUGGACUGUGAGUGGUGCAUGGUGGACAGUGAUGGAAAGACCCAUCUAGAUAAAUCCUACUGUGCCCCUCAGAAAGAAUGCUUUGGGGGCAUUGUGGGUGCCAAAAGCCCCUAUGUGGAUGACAUGGGAGCCAUCGGAGAUGAGGUGAUAGCUUUGAAUAUGAUAAAAAGUGCUCCAGUUGGCCCUGUCGCAGGCGGUAUUAUGGGGUGCAUAAUGGUGCUUGUUCUAGCGGUCUAUGCCUAUCGUCACCAGAUCCACCGCAGAAGUCAUCAGCAUAUGUCCCCACUUGCAGCACAAGAAAUGUCAGUCCGGAUGUCCAACCUGGAAAACGAUAGGGAUGAGAGGGAUGAUGACAGUCAUGAAGACAGAGGUAUCAUCAGCAACACUCGGUUUAUAGCAGCAGUUAUUGAGCGGCACGCACAUAGUCCUGAACGAAGACGGCGUUAUUGGGGCCGGUCAGGAACAGAAAGUGAUCAUGGUUACAGCACUAUGAGUCCUCAGGAAGACAGUGAAAACCCUCCCUGCAAUAACGACCCUUUAUCAGCUGGGGUAGAUGUGGGAAACCAUGAUGAAGAUUUAGACCUGGAUACCCCUCCUCAAACUGCUGCACUCUUGAGUCACAAGUUCCACCACUAUAGGUUGCACCAUCCAGCACUUCAUCACAGUCACCAUUUACAGGCUGCUGUCACAGUACAUACUGUAGAUGCAGAAUGCUAAUGACCUCUGAACCUGGGGGAAACGCAGUUAGUGAAGACUAAUCCAGGCAGCAAUGGGCAGAAUUGUGUUUUUAGCAGGCAUGGUUUUGACUAAUGUCAUGAGAUGACUUUCAUGUGAAAAUUUUACAUUUCUAAAGUGUAAGGUUGGCUCUGAAGUGGAGAAGAAAUAAGCAUGAUGAAUGAACCUGCCAUAACAUUCAAUAAAAUGUAACAGUAGGAAUGUGAAGCCUCCAAACACAGGAAGAAAGGUUUACACAGUAGACUGAGCCUCUUGAACCAUGUUGAUCUGAGCCAAGAAAAGACUGUGCUCAGACAAAGAGAGGCGGGGAAGAGAGAGAGAGAAAGAGAGAGAGAGAGAAAUGUUUGCUUUCCUUAACUGGAAGAACAGAAAUCUUUGCAGCUGGAGACCAAGAAGGUGCUGGUUCCAGAAAUAGUCAUUGCCACGAGGUUUCCAUUUGCUGAUUUUUUAAAAAGUUCAUUGCUCUUACAAAUUGCUGUAUGAGACCUGGGACAGUGCAUCUCAAGAUUUUUAAAUAAAGGAUUAUUUUUGUACUAUU